Cyclopterus lumpus (lumpfish) is the source of this 5475-nucleotide messenger RNA. RefSeq names its product receptor-type tyrosine-protein phosphatase S-like. Gene Ontology annotation, biological process: protein dephosphorylation. Gene Ontology annotation, molecular function: protein binding; protein tyrosine phosphatase activity. NCBI's taxonomy places the organism in Eukaryota, Metazoa, Chordata, Actinopteri, Perciformes, Cyclopteridae. The record is from RefSeq and is a predicted model, not a curated record.
GGGGUUACGCGCCGGCCCCUCUCCACUGGGCCUGCUGCUGCUCUUGAUGAUCCUGUUAACCAGCCCUUUGAGCAGUGUGUGUGGAGCACCAGCUCCCCCAAAGUUCACCAAGAUUCCCACAGACCAGAUCGGAGUGUCAGGGGGUGUGGCAUCAUUUGUGUGCCAGGCCACUGGCCAUCCCAAGCCUGUCGUCUACUGGAACAAGAAGGGCAAGAAGGUCAACUCCCAGCGUAUCGAGACUGUAGAGUUUGAUGAAGGUGCAGGUGCUGUGCUGAGGAUCCAACCACUCAGAGCACCUCGAGAUGAGAACAUCUAUGAGUGUGUGGCACGCAACAGUGAAGGAGAGGUGUCUGUCACUGCAAAGCUGGCCAUUAUCAGAGAGGACCUGUUGCCAUUUGGCUUCCCCAGUAUAGACAUGGGUCCCCAGCUGAAGGUGGUGGAGAGGACGAGGACGGCCACCAUGCUGUGCGCAGCCAGCGGCAUUCCUGACCCAGAGAUCUCUUGGUUCAAAGACUUCCUCCCUAUCGACCCCAUCAGCAGCCAGGGUCGCAUCAAACAGCUCCGAUCAGGAGCGCUACAGAUUGAGAACAGCGAGGAAACGGACCAAGGGAAGUACGAGUGUGUGGCCACCAACUCUCAAGGGGUGCGCUACUCCUCCCCUGCUAACCUGUAUGUGCGAGAGCUUCGAGAAGUGCGCCGUGUGCCCCCCCGUUUCUCCAUCCUCCCUUCCAACCAUGAGAUCAUGCCAGGAGGGAGCGUCAACAUCACCUGCGUGGCCGUGGGUUCGCCCAUGCCCUACGUCAAGUGGAUGCUGGGAAGUGAGGACCUGACCCCAGAGGAUGAAAUGCCGAUCGGACGGAACGUGCUGGAGCUCAACGGUGUCCGGGAGUCCGCAAAUUACACCUGUGUGGCCAUGAGCAGCCUGGGCAUCAUCGAGGCCACCGCUCAGGUCUUAGUAAAGACUUUGCCAAAGCCUCCCGGCACACCCAUUGUCACAGAGACCACCGCUACCAGUGUGACCAUCACCUGGGACUCCGGUAACCCAGACCCGGUCUCCUACUACAUCAUCCAGUACAGAGCCAAAGGGCCGGACAGCAAGUACGAGACGGUGGACAGCAUCACCACCACCCGCUACAGCAUCGGGGGACUGUACCCCAACACAGAGUAUGAAAUCAGAGUGUCAGCCUUCAAUAGCAUCGGCCAGGGCCCCUCCUCUACACGCGUGGAGGCCCGCACAGGGGAACAGGCCCCGGCCAGCCCUCCCCGAAACGUCCAGGCCCACAUUAUAUCUCAGAACACAGUGAUGGUCCGCUGGGAGGAGCCGGAGGAACCCAACGGACAGGUAAAAGGCUACCGCGUGUACUACACCAUGGAACCGUCCCGGCCUAUGAACGAGUGGCAGAUCCAUAAUGUCCAGGACAGCGUGAUCACCACCAUUCAGAGCCUGGUGACCUCGAAGACCUACACCAUCCAGGUCCUAGCCUUCACCUCUGUAGGGGAUGGACCCUUCUCAGACCCCGUCCAUGUUAAAGUCAUGCCUGGAGUCCCAGGCCAGCCGGGAAAGUUUAAAGUUGGUAAGGUGGCCGACACCAGCAUUGAGCUGACGUGGGAACCUGCUUACACAAAGGAGGGCAUUGUCAACUAUGAGCUGCUCUACAAACCUGUCAAGUUUGGCAGCUUGGAGAAGCUGACCUUCGGGCCGAGGAUUUCUUACACCGUGGAAGGUCUCAAAGCGAACACAGAGUACUCCUUCUCCCUGGCCGCCAUCUCAAACAAAGGCAUCGGAGCUUUCACCAACGAGCUGGUGCAGAGGACGUCACAAGCCAAUGUGCCGAGGAAUUUUUCUGUCAAUCUGGCCACUAAGACCAGUGUUCUUCUGACCUGGGAGUUUCCAGAGAGCACCAACCCCUAUCGCUUUACUGUGGAAUACAACCGACAGAAGAUGGAGGUGGACGCUCGUCUGAGAAAGGCAGUCAUCCCAAACCUUCAGCCCGACACCAGCUACGACUUAAGAUCACGGCUCCGGAGGGAAACAUUGGGAGGCCUUCGCCACCGCAUCUCCGCCAAGACCUCCCCGCCAAUCACCAUCCGCCGCCCCGAGAUUGACCACACCCGUGACACUGAGACCACAGUCACCAUAGUCCUGCCAUCGCUGGAGACUCGCUCUCCUGUCAAGAAUGUGUACGUUGUUGUGGUUCCGUUGCGGAGAGCCCGCGGCGUUAUCAGACCACUCAAGAGCCCGGAUGAAAUGGACCUUGAGGAGCUGUUAAAAGAUAUCAGUCAAAAGCAGAGAGAUUCUCGGCAGCAGAAGCAGGUGGACCUGCGCCGGGCUUACAUCACAGCCCGUUUCACACCUGCCACCUUACCGGCAUUCUUCACCCUGGGGGACCAGCUGGACUACGGAGGCUUUGAGAACCGAGCUCUAGAGGCGGGGCAGGAGUACAUCUUCUUCAUCCUGGCCGAGCUCAACUCCACAACCGGGAAGAUGUACGUGGCCAGCCCCUACACAGACCCCGUGAUCGCCCCAGAUUCAGAUCCCCAGCCCCUCGAUGCAGGUGAUGGUCUGAUAUGGGUGGUUGGACCCGUCCUGGCUGUGGUCUUCAUCAUCUGCAUCGUCAUCGCUAUCCUCCUUUACAAAAACAGCAAACCUGACAGCAAGCGCAAGGACUCUGAACCCGGAACCAAGAGCCUUUUGAGCAACGCAGAGCUGAUGGCCCAUCACCCAACGGACCCUGUGGAGAUGAGACGCAUUAACUUCCAGACUCCCGGAAUGAUGAGCCAUCCUCCCAUCCCCAUCAGUGAGCUGUCUGAGCACAUAGAGCUGCUGAAAGCCAACGACAACCUGCGACUCUCUCAGGAGUAUGAGUCAAUCGACCCCAGUCAGCAGUUCACCUGGGAGCAUUCAAACCUGGAGGUCAAUAAGCCCAAAAACCGCUAUGCUAACGUCAUCGCCUACGACCACACAAGAGUCGUCCUGGCUCCUAUAGAAGGUAUCCUGGGGAGCGACUACAUCAACGCCAACUACAUUGAUGGCUACAGGAAGCAGAAUGCCUACAUCGCGACACAGGGGCCCCUGGCGGAGACGUUCGGGGACUUUUGGAGAAUGGUGUGGGAGCAGCGGGCCGCCUCUGUGGUCAUGAUGACGCGCCUUGAGGAGAAGUCACGGAUAAAGUGUGACCAGUACUGGCCGAGUCGCGGCACAGAGACAUACGGGAUGAUCCAGGUCACUCUUCUGGACACAAUGGAGCUGGCCACGUUCUGUGUCCGCACCCUUUCCCUGCAUAAGAGUGGCAGCAGUGAACGGCGAGAGGUGCGUCAGUUCCAGUUUACAGCCUGGCCGGAUCACGGAGUGCCAGAGUACCCAACCCCCUUCCUCAACUUCCUCCGCAGGGUCAAAGCCUGCAAUCCUCCUGACGCCGGACCUAUCACCGCUCACUGCAGUGCUGGUGUUGGUCGCACUGGCUGUUUUAUUGUGAUCGACGCCAUGCUGGAGCGCAUUCGACACGAGCGCACGGUGGACAUCUACGGUCACGUGACCCUGAUGCGCUCACAGAGGAACUACAUGGUGCAGACGGAGGACCAGUACAGCUUCAUCCACGAGGCCCUGCUGGAGGCUGUGGCCUGCGGGAACACCGAGGUGGCCGCCAGGAGUCUGCACUCCUACAUGCAGAAGCUGUCAAAGGUGGAGACUGGAGAGCACAUCACCGGCAUGGAGCUGGAGUUCAAGCGACUGGCGAACACCAAAGCCCACACGUCCCGGUUUGUCACAGCCAACCUGCCUUGCAACAAAUUCAAGAACCGACUGGUCAACAUCAUGCCCUAUGAAACCACCCGCGUCUGCCUCCAGCCAAUCAGAGGCCUGGAGGGCUCCGACUACAUCAACGCCAGUUACAUAGACGGAUACAGGCAGCAGAGAGGCUACAUUGCCACCCAGGGCCCACUGGCUGAGACUACGGAGGAUUUCUGGAGGAUGCUGUGGGAACACAACUCCACUAUAGUGGUCAUGCUCACUAAACUGAGAGAAAUGGGCCGGGAGAAGUGUCACCAGUACUGGCCCGCUGAGCGCUCAGCCAGGUACCAGUACUUUGUGGUGGACCCUAUGGCUGAGUACAACAUGCCUCAGUACAUCCUCCGGGAGUUCAAAGUUACGGAUGCCAGAGAUGGCCAAUCACGGACAGUGCGUCAGUUCCAGUUCACUGAUUGGCCAGAGCAAGGUGUGCCCAAAUCUGGGGAGGGCUUCAUUGAUUUCAUCGGCCAAGUGCACAAAACCAAGGAGCAGUUUGGCCAGGAUGGACCAAUCAGCGUUCAUUGCAGUGCUGGUGUGGGGCGGACAGGUGUCUUCAUCACUCUGAGUAUUGUCCUGGAGAGGAUGCGUUACGAAGGGGCGGUGGACAUCUUCCAGACUGUCAAAAUGCUGCGCACACAGAGACCGGCCAUGGUGCAGACUGAGGAUGAGUACCAGUUCUGCUACCAGGCUGCACUGGAGUACCUGGGUAGCUUUGACCACUAUGCAACGUAAGUGAAGAGACAACCAUCCAUCCAUCGUUCUGCUUCGAGGUCCACAGACAAACCGACAAGCGCAACGAGAGAAAGUCGACUUGAAAUAACGGGAACAUUUGACCUUUUUCCGGGAGCAAGACUCAAAGAUGAAUUCUACACCAACAAGGACAAAAAGCAACAACAAAAACAGCAACAACAAAAAUCUGUGUCGAACAGCACCCACAUUCAUCAGGGGUUUCCCUGAGGGGCCGGUGGGUGUGGGGACUAUCCAUGUGUAAUCCAUAUACUUACCUCAGUGUUCCAGUGUGAAGGACGUAUAAUACAUGUGUGUUGUGGUCAGCUAUUGAACAAGUGAAAUACAAACAGCUUCUGGACAGGAAUUAUGAUACUAAAUGUGUAUUUAAAAAAACACAAAGAGCCUGGAUAUUUGCUGCACCCUAAAUGGGCUUUUUAUCCUCAACUUUGUAUCUACUGGUUUGGUGUACUAAGGGGUUACAAAGUGUAACAGUGAACAUUUCUAUGUGUCUGUGAGUCUGUUUCAAAGGUGUCUAAUGCUAACACCGAUAGCUCUGAUCAUAUAGUUUAUAGCAGAUGAUGAGGUAAUGCCUCAGCAGAAGCCUAAAGUGGAGACUCAACACCCUGAGGACUGUUGGGGAAGCGUGUUGAUGCUCCUUUGCCCAACGCAGUGCCAAGAGAAACCAUGCAGCGUGAACAUGAACUGUGGCCUACAAGGAGAGAUGGCUUCCUCUUUUAUCCAGCAUAAUAACAUAAAGACCGCUCUUAACACGCUGGCCAAUAAUGAGUUCACGCUCCCCAAUUGUGUCCUCGCUGUGUAACAGCUGGCCCCAGAACAGUGAUCAGAGCCCGUCAUAUCCUCAGCUGGGCCGAGAUUUGUAGUCCAGUGCAUUCUCCAUUAAACAAAGCUUGCUUGCUAUUUGCUGUAGUCCUUGUUUAUCCUCCAGCUCAUCUCCUGAA